CGGCGCUCGCUCGGCGCUGACCCUCCGAGCUCACACUCUGCCUGUCCCGCAGCUCUUCAGCCGGGUCCCGGUGUCAGAGGCGAGAUCCUGUGGCUAAGUAAGAAGUCCAGUCUCACUGAAGACAAACAGAAGGCGGGGCACUUGCUUUUCCAGAGCAGAAAGGAAACUGAUGCAUCAGAAAAGUGUGUGCAGAUUUAAUCAAAAUGAGACUACUGGUGCUGAAGAGAUGGUUGGCAGUUAAAAGCACCUGCUGCUCUUGCAGAGGACUCAGGUUCAACUCCCAGCACCCCAACAUGGCAAAUCCAUAACUCGGUAACUAAUAAACAUACUGAAAGAAUAUGGCUGCACAGAUACCAGAAUCUGACCAGAUAAAACAGUUUAAGGAGUUCCUGGGAACCUACAAUAAACUUACAGAAACCUGCUUUUUGGACUGUGUUAAAGACUUCACAACAAGAGAGGUGAAACCUGAAGAGGUGACCUGUUCAGAACAUUGCUUACAGAAAUAUUUAAAAAUGACACAGAGGAUAUCCGUGAGAUUUCAGGAGUAUCACAUUCAGCAGAAUGAAGCCUUGGCAGCCAAAGCAGGCCUCCUAGGCCAGCCACGGUAGAGAGGUCCUGAGGCCAUGGACUUGCACUGAAAGAUUGCAGCAGCUGCUGCAGUCAAAACAAGGAUUCACCUGGUGGAGAAUCCCCUGACACAGCAGGAGCCGUGGUCCACCAUCUGUCAUGACUGCCUGACCCAUGGAAACCACCAGAGAAAAAACACUGUUCACCAGAAAGAGUCAAAACAGAAGGCCUUCCUGUGCAGUAAAAAUGGUAAGAUGCGGUGUUGUUGAGGCCUUAAGAUUCGUCUGCGUGGUCAUCGUGAUUGCAAAAAUAAACCACUGUUCCUUUCUUUGUGACUGUUAAUUUUAAAAGCAAAAUAUGUGUUCAAUCAUGUAUGAGGUAGAAAAGAUUUAUUACUAAAAGUAAAUA
Mus pahari (shrew mouse) is the source of this 975-nucleotide messenger RNA. It is a transcript of the gene Timm9, whose product is annotated as translocase of inner mitochondrial membrane 9. Bases 339 to 608 code for a protein of 89 amino acids. The transcript is spliced from 6 exons. Lineage: Eukaryota; Metazoa; Chordata; Mammalia; Rodentia; Muridae. The record is from RefSeq and is a predicted model, not a curated record.